Trichoderma breve is the source of this 1257-nucleotide messenger RNA. RefSeq names its product RTA1 like protein domain-containing protein. Lineage: Eukaryota; Fungi; Ascomycota; Sordariomycetes; Hypocreales; Hypocreaceae. Gene Ontology annotation, cellular component: membrane. The coding region runs from base 1 to 1257 and encodes 418 amino acids. The transcript has 4 exons. The record is from RefSeq and is a predicted model, not a curated record.
AUGCUUACACCGCCAGCCCUAUCUCAUCACGAUACGGCACGAUCUUCUCAAGAUAUGUUUCUUUUCCGUCUCCUCGCACUCCCUUUAUUGGUGUCUGCCGUCGCCAUCCAAACAAGAACACAGCCGCAGAGAGGACCAUCACCAACCAUCACCACGACUAUAUGUCCUACUAGUUCCACCAUUUCCCCUAAUCUCGAUCUCCGCGUUCGAGAACAAGUAGCAUUAACCACCGUCGCCGUGGAUGAUAUCGACAGCUUCACGACCACAAUCCUCAACAUCAUCCCUGGCAAGACAGACAGCUACGUUACCAUCCAUCCCCAGACUAUCGCCAUCGCCAUUCCUACAUGCCAUCAGACCAUCACUCCGGAUCAUAACGGCUACGUGCCACCAGGAACAUGUGGCGCAAUUUGGACAUAUUACCCGGCAUUUAAAGCGGCUGUCGCAUUCGCAGUCAUAUUUGCCUUGUUGCUGGGCGUCCAUCUAUGGCAGGCCAUCAUAUACAAAAAAAAGUGGUGCUGGGUCAUCAUAAUGGCUUCAAUCUGGGAGACGAUGGCCUUCAGCUUCCGGGCAAUCAGAACUCGAGACCAACAGAGUGAGGGCAUCUAUCUGUGCUUUCAGAUUUUUAUUUUGCUCGCUCCUCUUUGGGUCAAUGCCUUCGCAUACAUGACAUUUGGCCGCAUUGUUUACGCGUUCCACCCGUCGAAAUCUGUCUUAGGCAUCCCAGCCGUCACUCUAGCCGCAAUUUUCGUUUUUCUAGACAUUGUAUCCUUCGUUAUCCAGCUGAUUGGUGGCGGCAUGGCCUCUCCGACCGCCUCGGCAGCAGCCCAACAGCGAGCACUUCAAAUCUACAUGGGGGGCAUUGGGUUCCAGCAAUGCAUCAUUGUCAUUUUUCUAGUACUUUGCAUGCGCUUCCAGUGGCAGAUGGACCAGGCGGCGCUGUACGUUGCACUCUGCAUGAUUACAGUCCGAAUCAUAUAUCGGUUUAGCGAGUUUUCGAGUGGUAUCACCAAGGGAAAUGCAUUGACGAAAUACGAAGCGUAUUUCUAUCUUUUGGAAGCCACACCAAUGAUGUUUGCGAUCCUUGUCUUUAAUCUAUUGCACCCGGGACGAUUCGUUAGAGAGAACAUGCAGGGAAUUUGGUCAGUAUUUUGCGGCAAGAUCAGAAACCGGAGGGGAAAGACAACUGUGGAGGGUUAUGAUGGCGACGCUUAUGACUUAGACAGACACAAAUUGGUCGAGGGAUGCAAUGCGCUAUAG